ACCUGAUCUUUACCAUAUGAUGACCUGGUAGAUUAUAAUUAAUAUAAUUUUGAUAGCCUCCAUGCUUUCCAUCCAAAAUUACAGUUUUGCUAUCAACUUCAACGUCAUGGAUUUAAAACCGCAUUUGGGAUUGUUCGGUAUGCACCGAACAUGCCGGUAGUUUGCGUCUGAUCAUCCCACGUACUAUUUUCUCCCAGAUUAAAUCCCCAGACAGCUAAACUGGCAAGAAAUGCAGGUCUUUCCCAUAGUAUAUAAUUUAUUACAAGAGCGCCGUGCCACGUUUGUAAUGCAUGUAUCUAAAGGACUAAACAGAACCUGGCUCACAUAAAAUAGAAAUGAUUUUGUUGAUACAGUUAGACUAUAGACUGCGAAUGAUAAACAGAUGAGAUCCGGACUCAGAUAUGUCCAUUUUCGUUUUUUGGAACUGCAGUCAUCCUGCAGGUGCAGGUUUGCUUAGAAGAGCGAAAUACCUCCUUAAUUAAAGCAUAAUCAUUGCGGAAUUUCGGGAAGGUUACUGCCUGCCUCUCCUUCCAAAACAAACAAGUCAGCUGGAUUAGGUGGUCCAUGCUUUUUUUGUCAUCACAAAAGACUAUUUGCGACUGCUUUGUCAGUUACAGUACCCCGAGGCGUGCAUGGGCAACGUGUCUUUAAUUAAGGCGCAAUGUAAAACACGCUCUUCCAGCGGCGAGGCGUUUGAACGGUUCAUGGCUUCAAGAUCACAGCUGCAAACCGCGACUGAUCGAAGAAGCAGCGUCGGAAAACACCGUUCCUCUGUUUGUCUUAUUUUUAAGUGAACACCCGGGUUUUUGAAGUGAUGGUAGGCUAUGUCUUCAUCUAUAAUAGAAGGGCCAGGUUCUCAUCAAGAGUCGUACUUUUUCUGGACUCUACUGUUCACUAUGGUCACGCACUAGACAUAUGUAGCCUAUAUUGAUUCACGAAAUAGGAUGAAAUGUAGAUAACGUGGUGAAAAAAAUCCGAUAAAAAGCAUAGUUUAAUUUUAAAAACAAAACUGCAUUACCACUAUUAGUACAACCAUUGUCUCGCUGUUCUUUUCAUUCGGUAUUUCUGUGAUGACAACAGUUUAAGUGACGGCGUGGAUUCCUAGUACAAAUAGGUUAAAGCCAGCAGCAACUUAUUAAAAUAGUUUCAUUCUGCCGUUUUUGUUUUUGAAAUUAUUAAAACAAUGUUCUUAGGCAUUUUGGUGCCCCAUAAAUAGCUUGUCCACUACAUGAUCAAAGAGAUCCCAAUGAGUACGUGUUUCCAUCUGGCACCACUUUAUAGGGUGCAGAUCAGCCGUUAAGUACUACAGCUGUCUUGUUUGGGAUUAUGUGCGGGAUCUGCUUGAGUUAUCUGUCCCCAGCCUGCAUAGUGCAGGAAUUGUCUACAGAUUGCAUAUCCGUUUCGCGCCUGUCCACAAACACGCCACUAUACCCAGAGAAGAUAGGUGAUGUAAAGCUCCGUCAGACAUCUCAGUAGUGUUAGGGCAUCGCGGAAAUGGUGGAAUUUUACGAUACCAUUUCAGCAUUGCCUGGAUAAAUCCAUUCCAGGACUGUGGAGAAAGACCUCUGCAUGGUGCUAUCCCAUCCCAUCUGGGCCACCCUCUCCAACCCAUCAAUCACAACAAUCCAGAAUUCACUCUAAAGCUUGAGGUUUUCCAUGUCAGACACUACGUACCUCCCACCUUAGGCUAAUGCAUGCAGCCCUGCCGUGUGUGGAUGCUGUGGACAUGAGGACACCAUCGCCUGCACUUUGCACUCUUAGGCGGCUCCUUGCGAGCACGAGAGGGGUGACUGUGGGAAAACUGCGCUCACCAGAUUAUCUCAUUCUGGACCAGUGGUAUCGCAGGAUCACUUCCUCCAUUUGCAGUAUCCUUGAGUUCAUAAGCCUGGCAGUGGGACUGGUCAGCAUCCGAGGGGUGGACGCUGGACUCUACCUGGGCAUGAACGAGAGGGGUGAACUCUAUGGGUCGAAGAAGCUGACUGCAGAAUGUGUCUUCCGGGAACAAUUUGAAGAGAACUGGUACAACACCUAUGCAUCCACGUUGUACAAGCAUGCGGACAUCGGCCGCUACUAUUACGUGGCUCUGAACAAGGACGGUUCACCCAGGGAGGGGGGCAGGACUAAAAAGCACCAGAAGCUCACCCAUUUCCUGCCACGGCCUGUGGAGCUCAAAAAAAUCCCCCAGGCUUAUAGAGACCUGUUCCAGUACAGGUGAUGAGGGACCCUGCUCUGGGAAGAGGGCUUGGGGGAGGGGGAGGCACGGACAAGGGGGACUCAGGAUAUUCUCCCAUUGCUCCUCACCUGGCGGUGUUUAUGUUUGUAUUCUGGUCCUAACGACACGCACUCACUAGCGGUUCCUGAUAUAAACAUUGCGUGCGGGUGUUCCAGGACGUAUCCGCUUCAUUUUUUAUUUUUUUCUUAAAUGCUUCAAGCUACAGAAGGAGAAGGACAUGCUUUUAAGUCGCAGACGCCAGCUGAAGCCCCAGUAGCAUUAGCAAAGAUCUUCUGGCCAUGGAACCGUUUUCAGUGCAAACCGAGCUAACAGCUGAAAUGGCUGGAUCAGCUGUUGGGGAAUCUAUUUCGGGGGCCGUUCUCUGAGGAUGAGGGACCGCACUGGAGAAGGGGCCCGAGAACCCAAGGACGGCUCCUCUCAGUGUCGUAUCCCGUCGCCCAGCCCCAGGCUACAGGUGUGCGACUCUCGACUCCCACGUCAUGCAGCGGUCAGUGACUCGGAUGCCUCCGAGGGCCCAGGUGUGGGCCGGGGUGCAGCCUGCCAGAACCCACUCAGAAGUGCCCUUGGCGUCCCUGACCGCGUCCUUCCGCUUCUCACUAAAUCGCAAGCACUGAAAUUUCUGUGAAGGUGGACUUCGGGCCUCACCAUUAGCUGGCAUCGCAAAGCAUGAGGGAUCUCGCACUUAGCUUCCCGAAUGCACUCUGCACAAAAGGUGCACGGCUCCGGUUUGGCCGACAAGGAAUCAAAACAGCUUCCUGGUUACCGCAAUGCCCCCACAGCUUCAUUUACAAGUGCAACGAAAUUAGCUCGACCUGAAAGAUGAAAGGCAGCCCUCCCUGUUUUCUGAACUGGCGAACGACAAUCAACAGUUACUCAUGAGCAGUAAAGGGGGGGGGGGGGGGGGGG
Brienomyrus brachyistius is the source of this 3139-nucleotide messenger RNA. RefSeq names its product fibroblast growth factor 16 (gene fgf16). Gene Ontology annotation, molecular function: growth factor activity; fibroblast growth factor receptor binding. The transcript has 3 exons. Bases 1691 to 2215 code for a protein of 174 amino acids. Gene Ontology annotation, biological process: cell differentiation; animal organ morphogenesis; positive regulation of cell population proliferation. Lineage: Eukaryota; Metazoa; Chordata; Actinopteri; Osteoglossiformes; Mormyridae. The record is from RefSeq and is a predicted model, not a curated record. Gene Ontology annotation, cellular component: cytoplasm.